UAUUAAGUUAAAAGGAAUUAAAGAAUACCUUGGUACACCUUCAAUGUCGCACACAGAAACCUUACAAAGGUACAACAAGAAUAUAACACGAAAAUCCGAAGAAGUAUACUUCGAUUUCUUCGUGAAUAUCUUGAGAAUCGUAAGGAUAAAACUCUUAUGUGACAUUAUCAUACAAAUUUUCAACAAUUUAUAAAGAAGAACACGUGAUAAUAACGAGUAUAAAGGAAAAAAGAAAAUAUAUCCAUUUUUUUUUUUUAUUUAUAAGAACUAUUAAAAAUUAAAACGUCGAAUUAAAUUACUUGAUAUUAUUAAUUUUCUUUUAGCAUAUGUUAUAUUUUAUUGAUGUUUGCGUUUAAUAUGGUUUCAUCAUUUAAGAAGCUUAUAGUAAUGUUCUAUAAUAUAUUUUCAAUGUUAAAUAUCUAAGACUUUAAUUUUAAUUAAUGACUAUAACAAUAUUAAUGAUUAAUUCAAUAAAAUUAAAAUCUAAUCUAAUAUUUUUAGAAUGAAAAUUAAUUAAAAUUUACAAAUGAUUUUCUAAUGUUCUACAAGUCUUUUUCAUUUUAAAUUUGACUAUAUAUUGCGCGCUAUAGAAAAGAUCGAUAAAUCGAUCUUAAUCGUUACUUGAUUUCAUGAUACGAAAAACGAUUUAAAUUGUAAACGGUAUUUACGAUCAGUGGCCACAAUAAAUCCGAUUGUUGAAAGUUGAAAAAAGCGUAUUAACGUUUGCAAUAAUAUUUAAUAGAGUUUACAUUGGAAAAAAGUAUUAAUUCAACAAAUAAUAUUAGAAGAUAAUGGAUGAUAUUAUGAAAGAAAAUGUUGCCGAUUUAGAAAUCGAGGAAGAGGAAGUAUUAACAGCAGAAAAUGCACUUGAAGCAAUUGAAAAUGCAUGGCUUAAUGAAAAAUUUUCACCAGAAAUUCUACCACAUAAAUUUGAUCUUGUCGAUUGUAUGUUGCAACAGAUAAGUCAUAUGGAAGAAAACAUGAAGAGGUUAGAAAGAGAUGAUUUACGCUUAGUGGUCCAUAGAAUGGAACUCGAUAGAAUACGAUUUCUUAUUUCUAGUUAUCUCAGAAUACGUUUAGAGAAAAUAGAGAGAUAUACUAUUCAUAUAUUGUCAGAGGAAGCUAGUAGAGAACCAGAUGAAGCUUAUUUAACACCAGAAGAACUUCGAUUUGCUAAGGAUUAUUUAGGCAGCGUUGAAAAUCUUUUCAAAACAGUGGCCUUACAACAUAUGCCUACCAGCUUUCAAGGAUUUGAAAUAGAUAAAAUUAGUACCAAACCGAAUAUGCAAACUCAUGUUUUUUUAAGAGCUAACGAAAGAAUAACUGGUAUUGUUUUACCCGUGUUAGAUGAGGAAAUAGAUUUGACUGGCUCACAACAUAUUAUACAGUAUAAUGCUAUUGCUAAUCUAGUAAAAAGUGGUGCAGUGCAGUUAAUAUGAUUAAAUGACAAUUAAUUAAUUAAUGGAUGUUCGAGAGAAAUAUCAUACAAAUUUAUUUUGAACGAUCGACGUUCGCUGUGGCUUCAUCAGAAUUAAAAUUUUAUUAUUUUCUAUUAUAGCACGUGCAAGACAAAGCAAUUGCCUUGUCCUGCACUAAGAUUGCUACCACUUUCACUUAUUUGAUGAUCUAAAGAAGUAAAUGCACUUUUUAUUCUACUUCCUCCAUUGUAGCCCAUAAAGUAGCAUCAUCAUGUUUAUGAAAGGGAUCAAGAUUAUCUCGCAAUGAUGCAGAGAAAAGGACUGGAUCUUGAGGGAUUAUUGAAAUCUAUUUCGAAGAUCAUGUAGACCAAUCUUCUUAAUAUUAAUUCCGUCUAUGUAAAUUAUACCAUUGAAUCAGACAAACGGAAUAAGGCUGAAAUUAUGAAGAUUUACCAGCACCAGUACGUCCAACUAUUCCAUCUGAAAGAAAAAAUAUGAGUAAAAUUUACUUUACAAAAUACAUAUUUAUCAAUAAAAGCGUAUAAUGUACCUUCAUUGCAGUUGUAUAAUAAAAUUUAAAUCUUUUAAAACUGGUGGAUCAGAAUCAGAAUAUUGCAAAUACACAUGAUCAAAUUUAAUUUCGCCUUUAGUGGGCCAUUCAAGUGAUGGUUUAUUACUUGGAUCACUUGUAAAUGGACCUUCUUCAUCGAGCUUUGUAAAUUGUAAUACUCUCUCUACACUAGUCAUUUGUGCUAUUGCUUCUGCAGUUUGACGCAUACCAUUUGUAACAUUCCACAUAAAAUGAGAACCUGUGAAAUAGCUAAACCCACAUUUCCAGCAAAAGUAUUCUCUGAAAUAUUGACAUAAAUGAUAAUGUAUAGAAAACCAUUAAAUUAAUAUAAAUGGAUGCAUAAACAUUAUUCUAAUUGUGUCUAUUCUAAUAGAUAUUUACCAUUGUGAAAAAAUAAUAAAACUAUAUGUAACAAAAGUCACAAACAAACAGAAACUGUAUCAAGUGCAAAACCAAAAGCAGUGGCAGUUAAAAUUGACAAAGAGUAUGCGCCAGUGUGUAAGUCUUGAUGAGAAUCGAAUUCUUUGGAAAGCAUAAGUUGUGCAUUAGAUGAACGAAUUGUGCUUAAUCCUAUUAAAGAUGAAUUGACAUGAGAGAAGACUGGACUUUUAGCUGAAAAAAAUGACAGUAGAUAUUAUUUAACAAUCGAUUUUAUCGUAUUUUAAAAAUUUAAGAAUUGAUUUCUUACUGGUCCCUUCCAAACGUUUCAAAUUUUGUGCAGUAGUUAUAUAAACUUUUCUAUUUCCCAAUAUAGAAAACCCAUGAUUAAUACAGGAACAAUAGUCCACCAAUUAUUAUUAUAACUUGAAUUAGAAUUCCUGACAUUACUGCAAAAAUCUGAAUUGAUUCUAUCAUAGUUCUUGGCAAGAUUUCAUCAACAGCACCAAUAUCUUUCGAAAAACGAUUGAGAUACGACCUGUGACAUAAAUAUAUUUCGCCGUGGCAUUUAUUUAUUUUUUUAUUUAUCAAGUAAAUCACACGAUAAUGCUUACCAAACGGAUUUGUAUUAAAAAAUUGCAUAGGCGCUUUAAGUAAACAUGAGAACAUCAAAUUAUGUAAAUUUUUACUUGAUGUCAUGCAUGUUUUAAAAAAUAGAAGAUUUCUAGUUAUAGUCAUAACUAUGCUUACGGUGAUAAAACCUCCAUAAACCAUAGAGCAGUAUAUGUAUCAAGGCCGGAUGAUUCGGUAGAUACUACAUUCACGUUUGUCUAAAUGUAAUAAUAUUUUUACAUGAAGUAAAGUAUUGAAUUUUCAGGAAAAAUUAAAAAUCAUAUUACCAACCAUAUUCUCAGCUAUUAUAUUCUGAAAUUAUUGAAGAAUCAUUGAAGACUAUAUGUUUAAUAUUAUCAAUUGUAUUAUUUCUGAUUGUGGAGUCUGUAGAUUUCCAUUUUCAUCUGUUAAUGCAGAUGUGUUAAAAUUAUAUUGCGAAUGUAUAAAAUCA
Messenger RNA from Vespa velutina, 3430 nucleotides. RefSeq names its product DNA replication complex GINS protein SLD5 (gene Sld5). Gene Ontology annotation, cellular component: GINS complex. Lineage: Eukaryota; Metazoa; Arthropoda; Insecta; Hymenoptera; Vespidae. The record is from RefSeq and is a predicted model, not a curated record. Gene Ontology annotation, biological process: DNA-templated DNA replication; double-strand break repair via break-induced replication.